GCCGGCGGAUAGUUUCCGGUAGUAUGGCGACUGCAUCCCUAAAUGCACCCGUUGCCUCUCCUUAGUUUCUCCAAGGAGGUGCUGAGAGCCAGUGUGGUUCCUUCCAUGUGGCUUGAGGGACUAUGCUGCUGCUGGUAGGUCUGUGCCUGCUCUGCACUUAUAAAACCAUCUCCGCCACAGACAGCGGGCAGGACAGCAGCCGCACACCACAGCUGGACUACAGCAGCCUGGAGCUGCCUCAACAACAUAUUCCUUUCUUUUUGCAUAACAACAAAGGACUGGCCAAACUUUGCAAGGAGGACCCGCUUUGCCCUUUUAAAGAUGCUCUGCUGCUCAAAAAGGCCUGUUGGGGAUAUGAAAAGAGCUGCGCUCCUGAGCACAGGUUUAGCUAUCCUGUCUGCACCAGUCUUGACUCGGGAUGGGCCAACUCUAUUCAGGCUGCCCAGGAGCUGUUCUGGAAGCAGGCAGAUUUUGGUUAUGUGAGGGAGCGUCUCAGUGAGAUGAAGACUUUGUGCAAGCCGUCGAGUCCUGGUGAUUCCUCUCUGAAGUGCACCAGUCAUAUGCGGUUCUGCAGGGCCAUAAAUCUGUACCUGGACCUGAGGAGUCCCCGCAGAGGUCAUGAGAGGUAUAAAGAGGAUUUCCUGGAACAGGGUGAGAUCGGUGGGCACUGCAGCCUUAAUAAUAAAGCACUAGCCACAGAAGGGAUGCACAAGAGCCCUCUUCAGUCUUGGUUUGCUGAACUGCAAACAUACUCAGAGUUUGACUUCCACCCCCUGGAUGAUGGCCAUUGUGAUGUUAUAAUUGACAGACCAACUGUCUUCAUGAAGCUGGACGCAGGAGUGAACAUGUACCAUCAUUUCUGUGACUUUGUCAACCUCUACAUCUCUCAACACCUCAACAAUUCCUUCAGCCGUGACAUAAACAUUGUCAUGUGGGACACAAGUUUGUAUGGAUAUGGAGACCUGUUCAGUGAAACGUGGCGGGCUUUUACCGAUUAUGACAUCAUUCACCUCAAAAUCUUUGACUCCAAAAGGGUGUGUUUCAGGGACGCAUUUUUCUCACUCCUUCCAAGAAUGCGAUACGGCCUUUUCUACAACACCCCUCUUAUCUCUGACUGCCACAGCGAGGGGCUGUUCAAGGCUUUUUCCCAGCAUGUCCUUUAUCGACUUGGUGUCCCACAAGAUGGCCCGAAGGAGGGCCAAGUUCGUGUCACUCUGUUGGCAAGAAGCACUGAGUACCGUAGGAUAAUAAACCAGCAGGAGCUUAUCAAUGCCCUGAAGACUGUGCCUUUAUUUGAGGUCAAGCUGGUGGAUUACAAAUACAAAGAGAUGCCGUUUCUGGAGCAGAUCCGCGUCACACACAACUCUGAUAUCUUCAUUGGGAUGCAUGGAGCCGGACUGACCCACCUUCUCUUUCUCCCCGACUGGGCCGUCAUAUUUGAAUUGUACAACUGUCAAGAUGAGAGCUGCUACCGUGAUCUGGCCCGACUGAGGGGAGUCCAUUACAUGACUUGGCAGAAAAGGGACAAAGUGUUCCCCCAGGAUAAGGGUCAUCACCCUACUCUUGGGGAACAUCCUAAGUUUACCAACUACACUUUUGAUGUAGAGGAGUUCAUGCGGUUAGUCCUUCUAGCGGCUGAACAUGUGACCCGGCACCCGGCGUGGCGUGCAAAACAAGCCCGAGAUGAACUGUAGCCUGUAAGACAUGGUGGUCUCCUGCCAGGAGAUAGAUGAACACACUCCUACAAACUCUCUGCACUCUUUAAAUGUUGCUGUGCUAACAAAAAGUGCAUGGCGAAUAUGUGAAAGCACAUUUUAAAUUCAGAAAAAAUGAUCUGCGCUGUUACAUUCUGCACAUGGAGGUGCUGUGGACCUUGUUAAAGGACUCACACCGUAUUGGCAGAUAUAUUGGUUUGACAUAUUUGUGAUGUAUUUUGUGUGGUCUCCUAUCCCUCUCCUCAAGUAUAUGUGUUUUUUUUAGAGACUAUACUUUUUUGAGUGCAGCUUCGUAAUGGCAAAGGUUUGAAUUUCAACACAGGGAGGAGAUUCCAGGUCAGUGGAUCAAUAUAAGGUAGUAAGACGUCUUUAAACAGCACUUUUUCGGCUUGGGAAACUGAACUGAUGUUGAGUUCACCCACGUAGUUUGGUAGCAUUUUUCUAUAACAGUCAAACCACAUAUAAAGCAUUUUUAGGCAAAGGAGAUGUUAUGAAGCGGAUGUUAAACUAUGUUAAGGGAUUCAUGACUCCAGUCCUGUUGCACUCAUUGAGAUAUUGGUUCAGUAUUCUAUUUUAAGUAUUUUUUUAUCAGUGUUAGGAUCCUCAGACCCUUCAAAAAGUGGCUAAUCAGUAACAAAUGUUGCUGAAUUUUUAGUGCUGGGUUGAGUUCAUGUCAAAAGUAUUUAAUAAAAUCCUGUAAUGAUAUUUUAAAAGUUUUUUGUUGAAAAGAUUUGUUUUGUAUUUGAAUGGUUUUGCAAACUGAAAUGAAGCUAUU
This is a messenger RNA of Labeo rohita (rohu), 2490 nucleotides long. It is a transcript of the gene eogt, whose product is annotated as EGF domain-specific O-linked N-acetylglucosamine (GlcNAc) transferase. The transcript is spliced from 16 exons. Lineage: Eukaryota; Metazoa; Chordata; Actinopteri; Cypriniformes; Cyprinidae. The record is from RefSeq and is a predicted model, not a curated record. The coding region runs from base 123 to 1694 and encodes 523 amino acids. Gene Ontology annotation, cellular component: endoplasmic reticulum lumen. Gene Ontology annotation, molecular function: protein N-acetylglucosaminyltransferase activity.